This is a messenger RNA of Megalops cyprinoides (Indo-Pacific tarpon), 2190 nucleotides long. RefSeq names its product transcription factor SOX-13-like. Gene Ontology annotation, molecular function: RNA polymerase II cis-regulatory region sequence-specific DNA binding; DNA-binding transcription factor activity, RNA polymerase II-specific. Gene Ontology annotation, cellular component: nucleus. The transcript is spliced from 15 exons. The record is from RefSeq and is a predicted model, not a curated record. Gene Ontology annotation, biological process: regulation of transcription by RNA polymerase II; cell fate commitment. Bases 273 to 2126 code for a protein of 617 amino acids. NCBI's taxonomy places the organism in Eukaryota, Metazoa, Chordata, Actinopteri, Elopiformes, Megalopidae.
CAGGGAGAGACAGGAGGGAAUUGACGGCGUGUAGUUAGUUAGGAUACUUUGGCCAAAGCUGCUGAUGCUUAACACAGUUUUCUGACUGAAGUAAGGCGGUGCAACGUACAGGUGCUUAGUUGUACCACGCUUUGCAUGCUGUUUAACAACAACUGCCCAUUCAGAAAACAUCGGAUCGGAGGAGAGAAGUCAACACAGUACGGGUUUCCCUGGAGUGAUCUGGAUGCUAUGCCCCCCUCUUCCAGUUUGUGGUCUUUGUAGAUCUCAGUUGGAUGUGUGAGCCUGCCCCCCCGGCGCUGCGUCUCCAGGCCAACGGUGAUGUGACCAUGGUGGGCGUGGGCGUCAAACUGGAAGAAGAGGAGGGGCCCGGGGACGGGGGCGGAGUGGCGGGCCAGGAGACCCAGCAAGUGUCGCCCGGCGAUUGGACCGCACAGCCGCCCACCGAGCGGGCCGAGGCCCGGAUGGGGACCCCGCCCAGUGCGCGCACCCCCACGGAGAGCUCUCCCGGGAGAGAGAGGACACAGAGACGGAGCCCUCAGGGCCAGGACGGGGGGAGCAGGAGCUAUGACAGAGUGGACCUCCAUCCCAACGUAAAUGAGGUGAUGCCCACCAUUGAGAAGCUUCUGAGCGUGGACUGGAGGGAGAAGUUUUUGGGGAAGGGGGCUCUGAGUGGAGCCCAGCUGAAAGGCACUCCGGAGAGCCUGGCAGAGAAGGAGCUGCAGCUGUUGGUGAUGAUCAACCAGCUGUCCAGCCUGCGGGAGCAGCUCCUGGGUGCCCACUCGGAGCAGAGGAACAUGGCCGCCCUGCUCCUGGAGAAACAACAGCAGCAGAUGGAGCUAGCCAGGCAGCAGCAGGAGCAGAUCGCCAAGCAGCAGCAGCAGCUGAUCCAGCAGCAGCACAAGAUCAACCUGCUGCAGCAGCAGAUUCAGCAGGUGAAUAUGCCGUACGUGAUGAUCCCAGCGUUCCACCACAACACGCAGCCACUCCCAGUCUCCUCCGAGCCCCAGAUGGGCCUCCCCCUCCAGCCCAUUCCCUGCAAGCCAGUGGAAUAUCCAAUGCAGCUCCUUCCUAACCCUCACUCCACCCCUGGGAAGAGUUCUAGUGGUACAGUCCAUCGACAGGAGACUAGUCAGCCACUGAACCUGACCUCCAAACCCAAAGGGAUGGAGCUGGGGAAAAUGCCCAGUCCUCAGGCCCUGGAGCGAGCGUCUCUUCACCUGCAGGCGGGAUACGGGCACCGCGACUUGCAACACAGCCCCCCACAGCCUGCACUCAGCCUGGGCUUUCUGGGCGAGGGGGAUGUGGUGACCCAGGCUAUUCACGACGCCCAGCAGCUGCUGCGGGGUCCGGUGGGGCGUGAGAGAGACAGGGAGAGGGACGCCGUUGCACGCAAGGAGGAGUCUCGAAUUGAGCGGCUUUCCCACGGGGAGAGAGGUGAAGACGCCCACGGCCUUCGGGCUGGUGAGGACCACCACAGCAGCGAUUCAGAGGCAGGGACCAUGUCCGCUCCAGGCGCCGGGGGCUUCACAGAGGCCCGCAGCUCAUCCUCGGGGCACAUAAAGAGGCCCAUGAACGCCUUCAUGGUGUGGGCCAAGGACGAGCGCCGGCGCAUCCUGCAGGCCUUCCCCGACAUGCACAACUCCAGCAUCAGCAAGAUCCUUGGCUCUCGCUGGAAGUCCAUGUCCAACCAGGAGAAGCAGCCGUACUACGAGGAGCAGGCCCGGCUCAGCCGGCAGCACCUGGAGCGCUACCCCGACUACAAGUACAAGCCCCGGCCCAAGCGCACCUGCAUCGUGGAGGGGCGGCGUCUGCGCGUGGGCGAAUACAAGGCCAUGAUGAAGAGCCGGCGCCAGGAGCAGCGUGGCCCGUAUCCCACCAGCCAAUCAGAUCAGCAGCUGCACUACCCGUCCGGUGACGCUCGGUACCCCAGUCCCCCCGUGUCCUUGGCAACGAUCCCCCUGCACCCCGCCCUCCUGGAGCGUUACCUGCCUCGUGGCCUGGAGCCCCAGCAGGCCAGGGUCACCGAGGAGCAGGGGGGUUCCGCUGAGAGACACCCCUACAGCGAGGGCGAGGAGAGCGACCAGGGAGAGCGCAGCGAGGGAGAGCUUGUGGUCCUCACUGACUGAAAGCAGAGGGGAGGUCAAAGGUCAGCCUCCGCCCGCCGCAGGAAGGCACAUCGGCAACAUCAGC